Messenger RNA from Labeo rohita (rohu), 1892 nucleotides. It is a transcript of the gene rab32b, whose product is annotated as RAB32b, member RAS oncogene family. Gene Ontology annotation, cellular component: Golgi apparatus; vesicle; trans-Golgi network. Bases 49 to 681 code for a protein of 210 amino acids. The transcript is spliced from 3 exons. NCBI's taxonomy places the organism in Eukaryota, Metazoa, Chordata, Actinopteri, Cypriniformes, Cyprinidae. Gene Ontology annotation, molecular function: GTP binding; GTPase activity. The record is from RefSeq and is a predicted model, not a curated record. Gene Ontology annotation, biological process: vesicle-mediated transport.
AACUAGGUCAUUUGCUGCAGAUGCGAUUUGUUAUCGCUCUCCAGGAAAAUGUCAGGAGGCUCAGAAUUAGGAUUCACUGAACAUUUAUUUAAAGUUUUGGUGAUUGGAGACCAUAAAGUUGGGAAAACCAGUUUUAUUAAGCGAUUUGUGAAAAAUCAAUUCUAUGAGGAGUUAAAAACGACCAUAGGUGUGGAUUUUUCAAUGAAGGUGAUAGAUUGGGACAGUCACACACGGGUGAGAUUACAGCUGUGGGAUAUAGCAGGUCAAGAGCGAGUAAGAGGGCUGAACCGCGUGUACUUCAAGGGAUCCAGUGGUGCGUUUGUUGUAUAUGAUAUGACAAACGAGUCAACAUUGGAUGGAGCUCUAAACUGGAAACAUGAACUCGAUGGUCAAGAAAUACUGAAAGAUGGCCAUCCAAUCCCUGUUGUUCUACUGGCCAAUAAAUGUGAUGAGACUAAAAUGCACCAGAGGAAUGCCUCUCUUCUGGAGACACUCUGCCAGGAGAAGGGCUUUGUUGGAUGGUUUCAGACAUCAGCGAAGGAGAACAUCAAUGUGGACAAAGCUGCUAAAUUACUUGUAAAGCACAUUCUCCAAAAUACUGAUGAGCCAGUGAAAGAAGAAGAGCAGAACAUUCAGAUCAACCUGCAAAAGCCGUCGAAGACCAAAUCUACCUGCUGCUGAUUCACAAUCCCAGUAUUCCCAAAGUGUAUAUAACUGUGCACAAGUCAUAUGUUAUUUUAUUCUAUACAGCAUAUCAUUUUGCAGUUUGAAUUUUUUAUAUAUUUUAUUUUAUUGUCAAUGAUUAAUACUCAUCUAAACAUUUUGGGGGCCAUGAACAAGUACCAUGUUGAAUGCAUUUCAUGCUGAGUAUCUAAUAAAUACCUCUGUGGCGAUGUGUCUCAUUUCCCCUGCUAAUCUGCUACAUGCUCACGGGUUAUUAAAUACAUCAGCAUGGAAGGAGACUAACUGAGAUCCGCCGUACACACUUCAGCCUAGAACAUUUAAGAAGUGAACAGAAAUGCUGUCACAAUGCCAAAUUCAUUAUGUUUCUCUCUGCAGAAAGCAGCGUGCACAGGGACGUGGCCUAUAUUCUCAUAUAUAGCCGUCAAAAGUUUGUUUUCUUUGGAAAAUGGCAGUAGAGAAUGUUUAAAAAGAAAAAUAAAUCUAAUGAAGUUACACUGAUGAAAAAUAAAUGUAGCUUCAGGAUAAUAUUCCAUAUUCCAUCAGGGCUUCUGUGUUACAAAAUUAACUUCCCAUAAAAGCAUAAAUGUGUAAUACUGUGUCUCAGAGCAAGUUAAUAUAUCUCUUUACAUUAUUUCACACAAACUGCCAGAAUUUCCAUUUCAGUGGAUAAUUUAUGCAAACUUUAGUACCUGAGAGAAGCUGAAAAUGUGCACUAAUCGAGCCCAAUGGCCUGCUCUGUUUUAUGAAGUUUAUGAAAUGAUCAAUUAUUUAAAAUAGUAAAAGUGAAAUGUGCCUCAUACAGCGAAUAUCCAGGUCAUGGGAGCGAUCAAACACAUCAGCAUGAUGCACAGCUUCCAUACACAAUGGUUCAUGUCACAGAAAUAGGAAGCCGUUCCCUGCGUGACCCAAUUUUGCCGUGGAUUUUUGAGUGAAUGCUAAGAACUCCAGCGUUCUGAUGCUUCCCCCAGAGAUCUGGACUAUAUUGAGCAAACAAUACUGCAUUCAACCCUCCGUAGCAGCCUCAACCCACUGUAGGCAUCCACUGCCAGCAUAUUCAGGAUUCUGUGCAUGGAAAAGCAAGUUUGAGCGGUUUUUGUAUUUGUACGCGGCCAUGUGUCUUGUCGCACAGGUUUGAUGGUGCGCCAUGCAACGCGUUCCCCCAGAGGCACGGGAAAUGUUCCCGUCUCGGGCCGUAAGCACUUCCCAUC